Messenger RNA from Amphiprion ocellaris (clown anemonefish), 2712 nucleotides. RefSeq names its product PITH (C-terminal proteasome-interacting domain of thioredoxin-like) domain containing 1 (gene pithd1). The record is from RefSeq and is a predicted model, not a curated record. NCBI's taxonomy places the organism in Eukaryota, Metazoa, Chordata, Actinopteri, Pomacentridae. Gene Ontology annotation, cellular component: nucleus. Bases 150 to 773 code for a protein of 207 amino acids. The transcript has 6 exons.
UCUGGUCACUUGACGCGGACGUCGCUCCGCUUCACGCUGUGAACUGAAACUUGCUGAUCUCACGUCACUUUAUAAAAACGCUGUAGCGGCGGUCGUUGCUUCAUUUCUCCCGGUAUUCUAAAACGGAGAGCGGCGGACUCGGUUCCACGAUGUCCGGCCACGGCCACGGUCACGGCUGCGGGUGUGAGGGCGAGCACGAGCCCGCGGAGAGGGGUCUGGAGUACGGACUGUACCGGCGGAUCGACCUGGACAAGCUGCAGUGUCUGAACGAGAGCCGGGACGGAGACGGGAGGCUGGUGUUCAAGCCCUGGGACCAGCGGAACGACCGGGAGAAGUUUGUGGAGAGCGAUGCAGAUGAAGAGCUGCUGUUCAACAUCCCUUUCACCGGCAGCGUGAAGCUAAAAGGAAUCAUCAUCUCUGGAGAAGACGACGAAUCUCAUCCUGCUGAGAUCAGACUAUACAAGAACAUCCCUCAGAUGUCGUUUGAUGACACCGGCAGAGAACCUGAGCAGGCCUUCAGACUCAACAGAGACCCUCUGGCUCAGCUGGAGUAUCCGACAAAAAUCGCUCGUUUUUCCAGCGUUCACCAUCUUUCCAUUCACAUCUCCAGGAACUUUGGAGCAGAGAGCACCAGGGUUUAUUACAUCGGCCUCAGAGGAGAAUAUUCAGAGGCUCAUAGACACGAAGUGACGAUCUGCAACUACGAGGCGGCAGCGAACCCUGCAGAUCACAAAGUGGAGAGCAUCAUUCCCCAAACCAACUUCAUCUCCUGAGAGCCGCACCGAGUUAGAAGGAGGAAGAGGAGGAGGAGGAUGAGGAUGAGGAGAGGUUUCACUGGCAUCUGCUGACUGUCGUAAAGAUUCGGCUCAACGCUGCGAACGGCAGGUUGGUCGAAGUCGAGCGAGAAAUCUGAAGAGCCGAGAGCUUCAGAGUGAAGGAAGUGCAGAGCUGUCUCUGUUUAUGUGGCAAUAAAGAGUAAAGGCUGAAUGUGGGCUUCAUAAUAAAUGCAUGAAACAUUUGACACUCAGAUAAAGUCUGCUGCUCUCACUUUAAUCUGUCUAGUAAAGAUUCCAACAUUUCAAAAUAAAGUGACGACUGAUAUUAACUAUCUGAACCCCAACACCAGCUGGUGGGUUGAAGGAAAAAAAGAUCACCCGAAUUCCACCAUUUAUCAGAGCUAAAAAACUAACAACACUAAGAACCUUUGGAUUUCCUGCUUUCUGUCAGUCCUUGAACUACUCACCUGUGAUUUGUGGAAACUUCACCAAAUCCAAGCUUAAAAUCAGGAUGUCUCUUUAUUCUACAUGUCUCCUUAAAAAAUACAGUAAAAAUAAACAGUUUGCUUGAGCCAGAAUUUGUCCAAAACAAAAAAUUCUACUCUCCUCAUUGCAACCAUGAAGCUAUCAGUGACUCUGGUGCGACCUACAGUCACACAACAAAAAUUCUGAUAAUUUUUGACUGAACUGCAGGCCGCAUUUACACAGAACGAAUAGAAAUUAAGUAUGGAAACCAGUUAAAUAUAUGAGUAGUAAAAUAUCUAUAGUAUGUAGAGACACAGAUUUCUUUUCCAGGACUGGUAACACCUGUGGACACACAAAAAUGAUGGAUGUGUUGAUAACAUUUUUUUUAUUUUUUGCAAAAUAAAUAAUCAGUGAAAUCAUUUCUACUUUUUUUUUUUUUUUUUAAACAUUAUAACUGUAUCAUACAGCACGGAAAACAGAGUUCUGUCUCCUUUUUCAUGAUUGUUCUGUUUCCAUAGAGGUGCAGGAUUUUAUAUUGUAGUAAAAAAUGAACCUACAGUGAGUGAAAAUGUGACAGGAGCCAAAUAAGAAGGAACUGUUUGGGGUUCAGAGGGUUAAAAUUAAACAUUAAAGGCUUUGAAUGGAAACCACAUGAUGACAGACGUUGGUUGUUAUUUUACAUCAUGCAUUCUUAAUGAGUGUCACACAAUAAAAACAUUAUUUUGCUUGAGUUACUGCCUCAAUAGGUACAAAAUCCAUCCAUAAAUACAGAUUUGGAGCUGUUGUUGCUACUUCAGAUGCUUAUUUUCUGCCACCCAGUGGAUCAUUCUGUGACUGCGUUCAUCUAUGAGCAGUAACUGGGUUACUCUUUGUUUUUUGUGUUUCUGUUUUUUCAGUCUAUCUCUGUGAUGAGUUAAAUUCCCAACAGCUGCAACCCAGUUAUUAAGGUACAAUAUUUGUAAUCUGACUGGGAGAAAUUUCCAGUGAGGAAAUAAAGCUGCUGUGUUUUAUUUACAGCAGAUAUAAAACAGGCUGUGAGUUCCGUAAUAAAACAUGAAUAUCUCACUACCACUUUGCUUUUUUCCAGAGCUUUUGAGCAAAUACUUCCUGCUAUAAUCUCAUUAGCAGACGCUGCAUCUCUUCCAUAUGUUCCUUUUUCUUCUCUGCAAAGCUGUUACAUCAUUCUUGAUUUCUCUGCAUCACAAAUCCAGUUUAUCAUCAGUGGCUGUGACUCAUUUACAGGGAUGUGCAGCUGAAUGUGGAAGAUGUUUGGAAUGUUUAAAGACCAGCUGAAAUAUAUAUUUUAAAAAAUGAAACUAAUCAAUUUUAUUUUAAAAUGCUCUGAUGUUUUUUGUUCUCUUUAUUGUUGAUCAUCUGGGAGAUAUUUUGCCGUUUUUUUUUCAUUAUUCAGCUUUUAAAGCAUGUACCACUCCAACAUAUUGUGAAAAUAAAGAGAGGCAAAUGACUGGAA